GAUAGUGCCCGGCUGGGUGAGGGGAGCCGGGCUGGUGCGCGGAGGUUGGGUGGGCGUCGCUGGUGGGCGGACCCCUGGGCGGGGCGCGGAGCGGCGCUGGCUGGAUUGCUGCAGGCGGAGCGCCUAGUCCCUGGCGGAGGAGGCGGGAGAGACCCGGCCAGGCUGCAGCUCCCGUCGGCCGGCUUAGUCCAGCUACGUCCUGCGGCCCCUUUUCCGGGCAGCCGGCCCUGGCCGCGCCCAGCCCCCUCCCGCCAUGCAGCCGGCGGGGCUCCGUGGGGCCGCGCCGCUAGCCGCUGUAACCCUGCUGCUGCUGGGGGCUCCCCUGGCAGUGCUAGCUGGUGAAGACUGCUUGUGGUAUCUGGAUCGGAAUGGCUCCUGGCAUCCGGGGUUUGACUGCGAGUUCUUCACCUUCUGCUGUGGGACCUGCUACCAGCGGUACUGCUGCAGGGACCUGACCUUGCUCAUCACCGAGAGGCAGCAGAAGCACUGCCUGGCCUUCAGUCCCAAGACCAUAGCAGGCAUCGCCUCUGCUGUAAUCCUCUUUGUUGCUGUGGUUGCCACCACCAUCUGCUGCUUCCUCUGUUCCUGUUGCUACCUGUACCGAAGGCGCCAGCAGCUCCAGAGCCCAUUUGAAGGCCAGGAGAUUCCAAUGACAGGUAUCCCAAUGCAGCCAGUAUACCCAUACCCCCCGGACCCUAAAGCUGGCCCUGCACCCCCACAGCCUGGCUUCAUGUACCCACCUAGUGGUCCUGCUCCCCAGUAUCCUCUCUACCCAGCUGGACCCCCAAUCUACAAUCCUGCAGCUCCUCCCCCCUAUAUGCCACCACAGCCCUCUUACCCAGGAGCCUGAAGAAACCAGUGUGGCUCUGCUGCCCCUUCCAUGAUGCCAUCUUUGGGAGAUGCCCCAUCCUGUACCUGCAACCUGGGGGUGGGCAGAGGUCUUCUAGUCACCAGGCCCCAGACCAAGCUGAGCCCUGGGCCCUGCUGGGGACAGAGCCCCAGAGAUGUGGAAUGGGAGCUUAGUUGGAACCAGGUCAUGACUGAAGGGUGGAUAGGGAGGGCUUGGGAUUCAUGGGCUGUUUUUACUGGGGAGCAGAGGAUAAGAUGAGAGCCUGGGUCACAGCCUCUGCUUUCAAGUAGUCAUUCUGCUCCCAGAAUCCCUACCAGAAAUGUGGGGCCCCUCCCAUUUGCCCACUUUGUGUUGAGGUUGGGACAGUGGGGGGGCUCCAUCAACAGCUGGCCACAGCCCUCCCCUCUGGCUGCCCCACUGGCCAGAGCUCUGGCCUGCCGAAUUAAAGCUGUAAUGAUGUAUCUUA
Messenger RNA from Nannospalax galili (Upper Galilee mountains blind mole rat), 1316 nucleotides. RefSeq names its product shisa family member 4 (gene Shisa4). Bases 254 to 850 code for a protein of 198 amino acids. The transcript has 5 exons. NCBI's taxonomy places the organism in Eukaryota, Metazoa, Chordata, Mammalia, Rodentia, Spalacidae. The record is from RefSeq and is a predicted model, not a curated record.